UUGACAUUGAUGUUAUUUUCAAAGUUGACAACUUAUGAUUUCGUGUUUAAUGUUUAUGUUUUAUUGAGUCCGACUGUAGCAAAGUGUAUAUAAAGUUAUAAUCAUAUAACGAUGGCCGACAACGUAAAUAUAGAUAUUCCUGGCGAAAUUAACGCUACAAUGGAAAAGAAGGGUUUUCAAAAGUAUGUCAAUGAUAUGGAGUUGUUACUGCAGCAAGUUCGUAGUGGGGCUGGACCUGCCUUGGUGUUGGGAGUGCUAUCUUCACGGAGACCAUGGUCUCAAUUUGUAGCCACUGACAAUUUCAAGGCUCCUGUAUCCCUGCCAAGAUUAUCACGAAGAUUCUAUAAAAACGUUGAAUACUUUCAAGCCAACUACUUAAUUGUAUUUUUGGGAUUAUUUGCAUACUGUUUAAUUACUUCCCCGCUACUAUUAAUUGCUAUGGUCGCUAGUUUCUUUGGAUACAGAAAAUUGACUUCAGGACCUAACACAUGGAAGAUAGGUGGUUGGGAACUAAGUAAGACCCAGCAGUAUGUGGUGGCUGCAGCAGUGUCAAUGGCCCUGUGUUGGUUGGCCGGGGCCGGGGCAGUUUUAUUCUGGGUGCUAGGAGCUACGGUGACAGUGGUAGCUUUGCAUGCCAGCUUCUUUGAUGCAGAAACUCUGCCAGCGUCAAACGAUCCUGAACAGUUUCCUAUGAUCGAGCAAGUGUGACACUUACUGCCAAUGUUCUUUUGUCAACCCAAACUAAUUCAGAAGAAUAUAAAAAUUAGCUAACAAUAAACUUAAACCUAACAUGUUUAUGGUUACAAAAAUAAUAACUUAUGUUAUAUGUAUAGAUCUAUAUAAAAAUCUUGGCACAAAAAGAACAUUCUAAGAAAUCAUGAUGAUAUACAUUUCUUAAUGUAGAGUCAAAUAUUGUUACUUUAAUGGUUACAUAUUAUUUACUUGUAAGUUUUAUGGAGAGCCUUUAAUUUUUUUCUUUACUAUAAAUUAUUAAAAUUAGCGUCUAAGCCCACCUCUUUAUUUUUCUCCUUAUAGAUGAAUUUAUUUGUGCUUGUAUAUUAAAUAAUAAUCUUAUUACCA
Molecule: messenger RNA, 1080 nt
Organism: Danaus plexippus (monarch butterfly)
Lineage: Eukaryota; Metazoa; Arthropoda; Insecta; Lepidoptera; Nymphalidae
Product: prenylated Rab acceptor protein 1
Exons: 6
Coding region: 112-708 (198 amino acids)
Cellular component (GO): Golgi apparatus
Source: RefSeq, a predicted model, not a curated record